UACGCGGUGCCGCCUCGUGCUGUAGCCUCUGCCUGCCCCAGACUGCAGGAGCCGCAGCCGCGCUGAGCCGCCAGCCGAGACGCAGAUUUCUUCCACGUGUGCUCAGUGUUCCAGGGCAGAGACUCCGAAAGGAAGAUGAAGUCUACCCUAAGCAUAGCAGUGCUUGUGACAGUGCUCCAAGUUGCCCGGUGCCAGAGGGUCAAAGACUUGACAGCAUGCUUGAGUGGGCAGAGCCUACGCUUGGACUGUCACUAUGAACGAAAGACCGAUCACCCCCUGACCUAUGAAUUCCGCCUGAACAAGGACCACGGAGAGGGGAUUGUUGUGGCCGGCAACUUGAAGGUCGCCAGUAACAUCUACAAGAGCCGCACCAACGUCACCACCACUAACAACCUGGUGUGCCUUCACGUCAACGGCUUCACCACUGCCGACGAGGGUGUCUACAUGUGCAAGCUGAAGAUCACUGGCGAUUAUGAGGGCCUUGACUCCAGGAACGUCUCUGUUAUCAAAGACCAGCUGGAGAAAUGCGCCGGCAUCAGUCUCCUGAUCCAAAACACCUCCUGGCUGCUCCUGCUGCUGCUCUCGUUGCCUCUCCUGCAAGCAGUGGAUUUUGUGUCCCUGUGAAGAAAAGAGAAAAGGAAGAAACGAAACCGAGGAGGUGGAGACGACGGGGAAGGAGAAUGUGCCGACUAGCAAGUGAACCUAAAUCUACCGCAGGAACGUGGGGGGGGGGGAGAGGGGGCUUUUUCUGGGUGGGGUGGGAAAGAGGUGGCCGAGAAAGAUGACAAUUUGACACCGAACCCGGAUUGUAUCUCUCAAUAUUAGCUCUUUCUCUAUAUAUCUCGCUCUAUAGCCGCAUAGCUCAUGAAAGUGACUAAUUUGCGCUAGCAGCAGCCGUCACACGCAAGCCACACGUCACGGGGAGGGGGGAGGUUGUCUGUCGAAGGGGGUUCCUCAGCGCAGCGUAAGGAAACCUGAUGCAAGCAUGGCAGCAUUUCCCGUGUCACUGUUUUUCUUUCUCCCACGCCGGCUCAGUUUGUCUCUUUGAUCCGUUCCCCACCCGCUCCGCCUCCCCCGAACAACGAUGAUGGAAGCUGUUUUGCGGGGCCUCGCGAGUCUUGUCCGGUCUUGUCUUCCGAAGUAGAUGACUCGCCGGAACAGGGACUCGAGGGAGGGAAAGGAUUCGGAAGAGAUUUGGUGUGCUGCUGCUUCUGUUUCUUCAUCGUUUAUUUAAACCACAAAGGCGUUGGGCAAAGGGGCAGCGUAGAGAUGGAUGGAUGAAGUUUAGCCCCACCUGGAUAAAGAGGAUGUGCAGGGCCCAUAGCAGGGCUUUUGAACCUCAGGCCCAUGGCCUCUUUGGGUUCCCAGUUUGACCCUCUGGGUUUCCCCAGGAGGCCCCGCCUCCUUCAACUAGCCCCACCCCCUUCCCUGGACUGCCAAUCACUUGGCGGAUCAUCUCUUCUAAGUCUAGUUACUGGCAGUAAGACCGUUAACCUUAAAUACACUGUUAUUUUUGUACUUUGGCCCUCCCUUUUUGCAUCUGGCCCUGCCUAC
Molecule: messenger RNA, 1554 nt
Organism: Elgaria multicarinata webbii
Lineage: Eukaryota; Metazoa; Chordata; Lepidosauria; Squamata; Anguidae
Gene: THY1
Product: Thy-1 cell surface antigen
Exons: 4
Coding region: 136-624 (162 amino acids)
Biological process (GO): regulation of cell migration; integrin-mediated signaling pathway; cell-cell adhesion
Cellular component (GO): dendrite; membrane raft; external side of plasma membrane
Molecular function (GO): integrin binding; GTPase activator activity
Source: RefSeq, a predicted model, not a curated record